This is a messenger RNA of Hemicordylus capensis (graceful crag lizard), 2634 nucleotides long. RefSeq lists its product as uncharacterized. The record is from RefSeq and is a predicted model, not a curated record. The coding region runs from base 500 to 1714 and encodes 404 amino acids. The transcript is spliced from 6 exons. Lineage: Eukaryota; Metazoa; Chordata; Lepidosauria; Squamata; Cordylidae.
CAAAGUAUAGAGGACUUAAUAGCAAGUCAGCUCCUCUGUAGGCCUUGCUUCCCCCGCCCCCUUUUUUUGGCCUGUCAUUUGUUUGCACAUUGAAGGGGAGAAUAAAACAUUUCACUUCGUAUUAUACAAAAUCAGACAAAGCGUAAGAUCAGCAGUAGGUUGGGAUGCCACCUAAGUUAAAUGAAAAGCUAUGCAUUGACCUUCAGUUUUGCUCCUACUGAUUGUGGUUCCUCGGGAACCCUAAUCAAUUGGGUGUACAGGAGAGGUUUAAGUGGUGGCAGCUACCUGAGUUAGGCCGCAGCAUGAAAUCUGGUUGGCCUAGUCUUAGAGUCAUUCUGUAUACAGAAAGUGGUGGUAGGCUGAGGUGGUUGAAUCCCAGACUUGUAGCACUGCAAACUGAAGGUGCUGGUCAGGUCAAAUGUUGAAUGCUCCUUCAUGUAAAACUGCCUGAUGGAAGAAAAUCCCUGUGCAUGGAAUUCCACCGUUUUCAUAAAAACCUAUGAUGAUAAUGAGACUGCUGCAUGCAGUAAAAAAAAGGCCUACGUUCAGCCCUGUAUUUAUUUAUUUUUGUCAAACCUCAUCAUAUUUAUGUCUAUACAAGACUCCAGUAUGGAAAACAGUUCUGAAACAUACAAAACAGUGGGCAAGAACUCAAAACACAGCAGCACUUAUGAAAAUGGAGGACACCCUAAAAGCUGAAGUCCAAAAUGAAAAGAAAAAUAAGCAGGAAACCCACAGCAAAUCAUUGAAGAAGCAACAGAAAAAUAGGAUUUCACCAUGGAAAACUGCAAAGAAGAAAAAGAAAAGAUUACAGCUGCAGACACAUGAGGUGGAGGACAACUAUUGUGAGAGUAAAUCAGAGUCAAAUCCAGAAUCGGUGGACAUUUGGACUGGCCACCAACAUUCUGAGGGAAGGAACCUAAGCGCACCACAGUCUUCUGAUCAAGAGACCUCCAAACCCCUAUUACAGUUAACUGAAGACAGUACUGAUGAUUUCAGUACUGAAUUGACCCUUUUUAAUGAUUCGGUGGCCACAAGCAACUUGAAGUCUUGCAAUGAGUAUCUACCUUAUUAUAGGACAUAUGCAAGCCUCUUGGAAACUCCUCUGGAUAUCACUACAGAAGUGAAGCAUGAGAAUACAGAAAGAGAAGGCGGUGUUCAAAGCAAUGGCUGUGUCUUUCAGGAUAAAUAUGAAGAUGAGCCACUACAUGACACGGAUAUUGCCAGUGGAUAUUUCCCAUAUUACAGAUCAUACGAGGAAUACUUUGGCAGCUCCGAUCCUCCUAGUGAGACACACAGCGCGGAGAAUGAAGAGGCAGAGACAAACAGCAAAGAAGAAACAGAAAGUGAAAAUGACUAUGAGAUUGAGGAAGCAUAUGAAGAUACAGUUUUUCAUGAAAAUGGUGCAACAAGCAAGGAUACCAGCCAGUGCUCUGGUCUUGAAGUCACCGAAAGCUAUUUAUUAAGCAACCCCAUCAUUGAGCCCUUUGAUUCUGAGAUCUCUUUCUUUGAUGAACUUUUAAGCCUUAAUCGACCUUCUUCCAGUGGCUAUUUUCCAUAUUACAGAACAUACGGAAAGUUGCUCCCCAGCCCAGAAGCCUCAAGUACUGUGCUCUCUAGCCAAGAAGACGUAUUCAAAGGGUUUGGUAUGGAACUGGAAGGAACUGGAGAAGGAACUAAAGAUUACAACAGUGCCGGCUGUCCAGUAUGUUGACCCCACUGGGAUCAGCAUCACAUGGCAUUGUUUUCAAGGAUUUUUACAUUAUACCAGCCUAGUAAUAAUUUAUAUUUAAAUCUUCCUAUUCAAAAUUCUUCUGCAUAUUAAGUGGAUUUUUGGAAGAAGUGGGAUAUUCAACUGGCUUUUGCUAUGAAAUUUGAGAAAUUGGUGAUCUUUGCAGGGGGGAAAUGAGGAUAAAGAGGAAAAUGAAAAAGCUAUAAGUCCUUUGCUGCUGAUUCUACAGGACAGAAGGUCAGACUCUCAAACAGUUAAGGGGAAAGAGUGCUUUGUCAUGAUCAAGGCAAGUUCUCAAACAAGUUUUUUUUAGCUUGCUAUUUACAUAAGUUUCAGUUCUUAAGAGGAAGUUUGAGAUUGUACCCUUCUCUGUGCCACAAAUGCUCAAAUUGUGGAAAGUGGAGGUAGGAGAGAUUUUGGGGUCUGUGUGUUUACAAAAGAAUAGGCAGCUCAACAGCAAAAAGGAGUGGAGCUUGCCAGUUGCUGCAUAGAAGAAGCUGUACACCUGCUGAUGAAAAGAAUAUGCAAUAUAGUUAAUUUCAUAAUUUUAAUAUCAAGAAUGGUUUCUUCAGUUUUGGCCUAUAACAAAGAUGUAGUGUGUGACAAAUGUACGAUAUUUGUCCACUAGUCAAUCUGAGUAACUUUCAGUCUGCUGUUUUGAGAGUGUCAUUGCUUGGCAGCUUUAUCAGCUGAUUGUCUACAGAGUGUAAACAAUUACAGGAGAAGAAAAGUGAGACAGGGACACGAGAUGAUAUAAAGUACUAGGGAUGACUGUGUUAUAGCCAUCUCACAAGCAUUACUAUUUCUCUCUAAGAUUUUUUUUUUUAAAGCCCCGUGUUUUGUUAAGGAUAGGAAGGAACUGCAUUGCAUUUGUUUAAUAAAUAAAUCUAUAUUUUAAUGUA